AUGUCAAUGUCGGAGUCCGAUUCGGCAUCUCUCGUCUAUAAUGGUUUUCGUAAUUUCCGGAAUGUCACUCGUGAACGACUGUUAUAUGAAAUGCUUCGAAAUACCAAAUCGACAGAUGCAAGACUCACAUGGAAGGUACUCAUCUUGGACAAAAUCACUUUAAAAAUAAUGUCUCACUCUUGUAAGAUGCCAGAGAUUACAGGCGAAGAUGUUUCAUUGCUCGAAAACAUAAACAAGCGAAGACAACCAUUACCUAACAUGCUUGCCAUCUACUUCGUUCAGCCAACUGAAGAAAAUGUCGUCUUGUUCCUGUCCGAUAUGGCUGGAAAGAACCCUCUCUACAAAAAAGCUUUUGUCUUCUUUAGUUCACCUAUUUCACGAGAAUUAAUCAACUACAUAAAAAGGGAUUCAACUGUUUUACCUCGAAUAGGUGGAUUACGAGAGAUGAAUUUGGAAUAUUUUCCAAUUGAUAGUCAGGCUUUUAUAACUAAUACUGGGAAGGCUAUGGAUGAACUUUUUGUUGAUGAAAGUAGUUCCAUAAAAGGUGAUGAAUAUUUGACUGUGAUGGCCACACGCAUUGCUACUGUUUUUGCUUCGUUACGGGAAUUUCCUUUUGUACGCUAUCGUGCUGCCAAAUCCCUUGAGCUCGACACUAUGAUAACAUAUCGUGAUUUACUCCCUACAAAGCUUGCUGCUAACAUAUGGAAUAGUCUCACGAAAUACAAAUCUAACAUUGCUAACUUCCCCCAAAAAGAGACUUGUGAGUUGCUCAUACUGGAUAGAUCAAUCGAUCAGAUUGCUCCUAUAAUACAUGAAUGGACAUAUGAUGCCAUGUGUCAUGAUUUACUUAAAAUGGAGGGAAAUAAAUAUGUGCAUGAGGUUCCUAGUAAAACAGGUGGGAAUCCAGAGAAGAAGGACAUCAUUUUAGAAGAUCAUGAUCCUAUAUGGUUAGAGCUUCGUCAUGCUCAUAUAGCAGACGCUAGCGAACGACUUCAUGACAAGAUGACCAAAUUCGCUACAAAAAACAAAGCUGCACAAAUUCGCCAAGGUUCAAGAGAUGGAGGUGACAUGUCUACACGUGACUUGCGAAAUAUUGUUGAAGCGUUGCCACAAUAUAAUGAGCAAUAUGACAAGCUUUCCCUCCACGUAGAUAUAGCAGCUAAAGUUAACAAAAUUAUCAGGGAAUCGGAACUGAAAGAACUGGGUCAACUGGAACAGGAUCUGGUUUUCGGAGAUGCGGGAACUAAAGAAGUAAUCAACUUUCUGCGCUCUAAACCGGAUGUGACAAGUGACAAUAAGUUACGUCUGCUGCUGAUAUAUGCUGCUAUUCAUGGCAAUAAGUUAGAGAACGACAAAUUGAAGAAACUGAUGGAGCUGGCAAAGCUACCAGAUGAAGAUAUGAAUGCUGUGUACACUAUGAGGAAGCUUGAUGGAUCAUCAGACACGAAAAAAUCCUCAAUGCGACCUUUCACCUUGAAGUUUAACGUGAAUAGGAGAAAAAGUUCUUUCAGAAAAGAUCGACCUGGUGAAGAAGUGACAUGGCAACUAUCGCGAUUUUACCCUUUGGUAGAGGAACUUAUUGAAAAGCUUAGCCAAGGUGAACUAUCAAAAACUGAUUUCUCAUGUAUGAAUGACCCAACUCCAACUUUUCAUGGGACCUCUCCGGCUGUAACAGCACCUUUGAUUCAACCUCAAGAUGCACAUUCUGUGAGAUCUAGACGAACAGGAACUUGGGCCAGGCCUAGAGCCGCUUCACAAUCUGAUGAUGGGUAUUCAAGUGAUUCAACUCUGAGGCAUGCAGUCACUGAUUCAAUGUUGAGGCGUACAUCUAGUGAGUUCAGGAAAAUGGGGCAACGCAUUUUUGUAUUCAUCAUUGGUGGAGCAACUCGCUCUGAGCUGCGAGCUUGUCACAAAUUAACAGCAAAGCUGAAUAGGGAAAUUGUACUGGGCUCAACUAGUCUCGAUGAUCCUCUUCAGUUUAUCAAGAGACUAAAGAAGCUGAAUGAAGAUGAUAUAUCAAUUGAUGACAUUGAGAUUUAACGAGCUAGUCAUGAUACUGGAAAUAAAUUCCUUUUGGACUUGCUUUCCACUUGGUCCCUGCAGAGAAUUUGUACUCUGCUAUUUCUGUUGUUCAACCUAAUGUAUAAUUGCUAAGAAUAUGGGUAAGCUGCGAUUUUAGGUUUAGCGAAGGCCUCCCAAGCCCUCUUAAUUUACAGUUUGUA
Daucus carota subsp. sativus is the source of this 2222-nucleotide messenger RNA. RefSeq names its product SNARE-interacting protein KEULE. Bases 1 to 2040 code for a protein of 679 amino acids. The transcript is spliced from 21 exons. NCBI's taxonomy places the organism in Eukaryota, Viridiplantae, Streptophyta, Magnoliopsida, Apiales, Apiaceae. The record is from RefSeq and is a predicted model, not a curated record. Gene Ontology annotation, cellular component: secretory granule; plasma membrane. Gene Ontology annotation, biological process: intracellular protein transport; vesicle-mediated transport. Gene Ontology annotation, molecular function: syntaxin binding.